Molecule: messenger RNA, 1098 nt
Organism: Sphenostylis stenocarpa
Lineage: Eukaryota; Viridiplantae; Streptophyta; Magnoliopsida; Fabales; Fabaceae
Source: the annotation of a GenBank genome assembly
AUGAAAGGCAUGUGGUGGAUGGUGGGAGAUAAGAAGAAAGCAGAGAAGAGAAGCAUGAAGAGAGUUGGGGUGGUGUUGAACUCAAUCCUUCUAGCCAUAGGAACUUCCGGUGGCCCCCUCGUAAUGCGUCUCUACUUCAUCCAUGGUGGCAACCGAAUCUGGCUCUCCAGCUUCCUUGAAACCGCCGCCUUCCCCCUCAUUCUCAUUCCCUUAACCAUCUCUCACAUUUCUCGUCGUCAUGCUCACCACCAUCAUUCAUCAAAACCUAACCUCAUCUCCAUCAAACUCCCUCUCUUUCUCGCCUCUGCCUUCAUUGGAAUCCUCACCGGCCUCGAUGACUACCUCUACGCCUGCGGUAUAGCGCGCCUCCCCGUCUCCACUUCCUCCCUCAUCCAAUCCUCGCACCUCGCCUUCACCGCCGUCUUCGCCUUCCUCCUCGUUAAGCACAGGUUCACGCCCUACUCCAUCAACGCCAUAGUUCUGCUCACCGUGGCAGCGGUGGUGCUGGCACUGCGUUCGGGCGGAGACCGCCCGAGCGGCGAGUCCACACGGCAGUACGUGAUCGGUUUCAUUAUGAUUCUGGCGGCUGCGGCGCUGUACGGAUUGGUUCUGCCGUUGAUGGAGUUGGUGUACAAACGGAGCAAGCAGCGUAUUACUUACUCUCUGGUGAUGGAGAUUCAGCUUGUGAUGUGCUUCUUUGCUACCUUGUUCUGCACCCUUGGAAUGAUCAUCAAUAAAGACUUCAAGGUGAUUUCGCGAGAAGCAAAAGAUUAUAAGCUUGGGGAAAGCAUGUACUAUGUUGUGGUGGUGGGGAGUGCAAUAAUGUGGCAGUUUUUCUUCUUGGGAGCAAUAGGGGUUAUAUUUUGUGCCUCAUCUUUGUUUUCAGGAAUUGUAAUUGCUGCUUUUCUUCCAGUGACUGAAGUUUUAGCUGUGAUUGUAUACAAAGAAAAUUUUCAGGCAGAGAAAGGGGUUGCUUUGGUGCUCUCUCUUUGGGGGUUUGUGUCAUAUUUCUAUGGUGAAAUUAAGCAAGACAGGGAAAAGAACAAGAAUGGUUGCCCAGAAACAGAGCUGCCUCUAAGUCUUCCUCCCAAUUCAUGA